This is a messenger RNA of Dentiscutata heterogama, 549 nucleotides long. The record is from the annotation of a GenBank genome assembly. Lineage: Eukaryota; Fungi; Glomeromycota; Glomeromycetes; Diversisporales; Gigasporaceae.
AUGACAUCUCACAAACCACCAGAAGAAGCUUUUAAUUUUCGAAGACAUAAUAUAAAUGAAGAGAUGUCAACUCAAUGUGAUUGGAGUCAAUUUUAUUGUCGUCUUGAUUAUGUUAUAGAAUUUAAAAGUAUAUGGCAUGAUGAGAUGGAUCUUCGUACUACCAAAUUAAUAUUUCAUAAAGGUUCAGAGGAAGAAUUUCGAAACAUGACAUGGGAUGUAAAAUAUCGUAAAGGUGAAUUUACAUCUGAGGAACUAAAAGCUGUAGUACAGGAAUUAACUAAAAAUCAAGAUGCAAAAAGAACCCCUAACAAGCGGUUGAAGCGUCAAAUCGAAAAAUUUAUAAACGAUUCGGAUUAUAAUAAUGUAAAUAUAUCAAAUUCUCGCAUGAUGCUUGAUAAUAAUUAUUUUGUUCAAAAACCUGUAGAGGUUAUAGAGAUGACCAAUGAGUAUGCUAGUAGUCAAGGUCGAUUAUUUUUAACACGACAAGAAAUUAUAGAAAACCAAAAUGAAGAAAGCCAUCAUCUCAAUAAGGAGAAUGCGAAUAUUUAG